AUGUCAGUGACUAGUGAUGAAGAUAUUUCUUUUUGUGCUUCAUUUUUUAUUAUUCUCACUUCUUUUUUUAAAACCCAUGACCGACGAUUCUGUUCAUAUCUAUCUCUCUAUCUAUCUAUCUAUCUAAGUCUGUUCAUAUCUAUCUCUCUAUCUAUCUAUCUAUAUCAGUCUGUUCAUAUCUAUCUAUCUAUAUCAGUCUGUUCAUAUCUAUCUAUCUAUCUAUCUAUCUAUGUCUGUUCAUAUCUAUCUAUCUAUCUAUGUCUGUUCAUAUCUAUCUAUCUAUCUAUCUAUGUCUGUUCAUAUCUAUCUAUCUAUCUAUCUAUGUCUGUUCAUAUCUAUCUAUCUAUCUAUCUAUGUCUGUUCAUAUCUAUCUAUCUAUCUAUCUAUCUAUCUAUCUAUCUAUGCCAUCAAAAACAAAGACAAAACAAAUUUGUGACUAAAUCACUCAUUCUUUUCUUCUAUCUAUCUAUCUAUCUAUCUAUCUAUCUAUCUAUCUAUCUAUCUAUCUAUCUAUCUAAUUUUUACACAUAUAAACAGAUAGAUAGAUAUAUCUGUCUCAUUUUAUUUUCGUUCUUUGAAAUAUUUCUUUUCCUUGCUUUCAUUCAUUCUCUCUCUCUUUCUUUCUUUCUUUCUUUCUUUCUUUAA
Molecule: messenger RNA, 645 nt
Organism: Acanthosepion pharaonis
Lineage: Eukaryota; Metazoa; Mollusca; Cephalopoda; Sepiida; Sepiidae
Source: the annotation of a GenBank genome assembly